AUGGCAACUGUGUUUUGGGACCGGAAGGGGGUAUUGCUGGUCGACUUUAUACCUGCAGGGACCACAGUAAACGCUGACAGGUACUGUGAGACACUGAAGAAGCUCAGACGGGCAAUUCAGAACAGGAGAAGAGGGAUGUUGAGCAAGGGCGUAAGCAUUCUCCACGACAACGCUCGCCCACACGUCGCCCGUCAAACCGUCGCUCUCCUGCAAGACUUCGGUUGGAAAAUCAUCACCCACCCACCAUAUAGUCCGGACUUGGCACCAAGCGACUACCACCUCUUCCCUAAGUUGAAAGAACAUUUGGCAGGAAGGCGAUUCAGCAACGACGAAGACGUGAAAGAUGAGGUUCAACGCUUCCUCAAGGACAAGGCGGCGAGCUGGUACGACAUGGGCAUCCAAAAACUACUACAGCGUCUUCAGAAAUGCAUCGACCGAAACGGCGAUUAUGUAGAAAAAUAG
Molecule: messenger RNA, 462 nt
Organism: Ornithodoros turicata
Lineage: Eukaryota; Metazoa; Arthropoda; Arachnida; Ixodida; Argasidae
Product: histone-lysine N-methyltransferase SETMAR-like
Exons: 1
Coding region: 1-462 (153 amino acids)
Molecular function (GO): nucleic acid binding
Source: RefSeq, a predicted model, not a curated record